UGGCCGGAGGAGAAAUGGAAGGGCGGAGGAAAAAUGGCAGGACGGGUGAGGUGUCUCAAGUGGCCGGCUUUGAUGUAAAACAAGCAAAAAACUAAACUGAAACACAUAAGCAACAAUGACUCUUCCACGCCGUACCGUUGGAGGAUUCAGGCAACUCGGUGGAUACUUUCUUCGUCUUCUUCUUCCUCACAUUCUCUCUUGUUUCUGGCUUGCACUCUUUCUCUGUUGGAGAACAGCAGGUGGAUGUGAAGAGGAGUCGCGACUACCUCGAGUAGCUUCCUUUUGGGUUUAAUGGUGGGGGGAGGAGGAGGUGGUGAGUGGAGGGACCUCAACCGGACGCCGACAUGGGCAGUGGCGGUCGUCAGCGCGGUCAUCAUCCUCAUCUCUUUCUUCCUUGAGAAGCUUCUCUUUCGACUUGGGCAGUGGUUCAGAGCUAAGCACAAAACGGCUCUGUUUGAUGCCCUUGAGAAGAUUAAGUCAGAGUUGAUGGUUCUUGGCUUUAUUUCCUUGCUGCUGACUUUUGGACAAAACUACAUUGCAAAAAUCUGCAUACCUGUUGGUGUGGCAAACACCAUGCUUCCAUGCCGCCUUGAUAAUGGCAACGAGGAGAAAGAAAACAGGAGAAGGCUUUUAUUGAAUUAUUUUGGAGAUUCAGCACCUACACGGAGGUCCCUUGCCGAAUCUACGGUUACCACAUGUCCCCGUGGGAAAGUCUCAUUUGUUUCAAUAAAUGGAUUGCAUCAGUUACAUAUCUUCAUAUUUUUCCUGGCAGUCUUUCAUGUUUUAUGUAGUGCUCUAACAAUGGCUAUGGGAAGAAUGAAGUGGGGUUUUGUGCAGAUUCGCAGAUGGAAGAAGUGGGAAAUGGAGACCCAAUCCCUGAACUAUGAGUUCUCUCAUGAUCCUUCAAGAUUCAGAUUAGUCCGUGAGACAUCCUUUGUUAAAGAACACACAACUUUGUGGGACAGGCAUCCCAUUCUGGUUUAUUUUGUUUGUUUCUUCCAUCAAUUUUUUAGAUCUGUUCGAAAAGCAGAUUACCUUACUCUACGUCAUGGUUUCAUCAACGUCCAUUUGGCUUCCGGAAGCAAAUUUAAUUUCCGAAAAUAUAUACAAAGGUCACUGGAAGACGACUUCAAGGUAGUAGUUGGAAUCAGUCCUCUCCUGUGGGCUUCUGCUGUUGUUUUCUUACUGCUUAAUGUUCACGGAUGGAAAGAACUAUUCUGGUUGUCACUACUUCCCCCAAUUAUUCUCUUGGCUAUUGGGACAGAUCUACAGGCUAUAAUUGCUAAGAUGGCAAUUGAAAUAAAAGAAAGACAUGCUGUUGUUCAAGGAAUUCCUUUGGUUCAACUAAGUGAUAAUCAUUUUUGGUUUAAGAAUCCCGGCUUGAUUCUCUUUUUAAUACAUUUCACAUCGUUUAUGAAUGCAUUCCAAUUAACGUACUUCUUCUGGAUCUGGUUUGACUACGGCUUGAGAUCAUGCUUCCAUCAAAAUUUCAGGUUAAUCAUCACACGGGUCGUGCUUGGGGUGAUUGUCCAAUUCAUGUGCUGCUACGUUACUCUUCCUCUUUAUGCACUUGUAUCUCAGAUGGGAUCACACAUGAAGAGGUCCAUUUUCGAUGAGCAGACUAAUCAGGCUCUGAAGAGAUGGCACCAAGCUGUAAGAAAGCGUCACAAGAAGGGAUCGUCUUCCCGUUCCCCCACCAUAAGUGCAACCUCAACUCCAUUAACAAGCCCUAGUUCAUCCCCCAUUCACCUUCUUCAUCGUUACAUCGACACGGGCUACUCUGAUAUGAUGCAAACAAGAUACUAUUCAGACAAGGAAAUUGAAAGCCCUGUAAUGAAGAAACGCGCAAAGAAUUUCACAAUUGAAGAUAACUUGUAUGCAGAGAUUGAUUCUAUCACAGCCACCAACCAGAUGCCAGAAAUCAUCAAGCACAGUGUAGUGGAAAUCAAUGCAGCUGAACUUUGUCAGCAGGGAGAGGAAGAGCAGAGGGAUGAAGAGUUCAGUUUUGUUAAGCCUUCAACAGAUUCUAAAGAACAAUCACAAGAUCUUCCUUGAAUCCACAAUCCCAACUGCACUGCAUAGUAUUCUUUUAGUUCAUUUCAAAUCACUGUUCAUAACAAACUUUGAAAAUAAAUUUAAAAUAAAUUAGUGUAUGUCUUAUGAAAUUUUCUACAUAUUUCAAAAAAUCUAUUAUAAGAAAGCAUGAUAUUAUUCCAAUCUUUAGUUCAGCAUGUUUUUGCAUGUUUAGUUCAGCAUGUUUUUGCAUGCAGAGAAAUUUAUAAGAAAGCAUGAUAUUAUUCCAAAUGAAUGGCUGC
Dendrobium catenatum is the source of this 2315-nucleotide messenger RNA. Its product is annotated as MLO-like protein 9. Bases 292 to 2055 code for a protein of 587 amino acids. The transcript is spliced from 15 exons. The record is from RefSeq and is a predicted model, not a curated record. Lineage: Eukaryota; Viridiplantae; Streptophyta; Magnoliopsida; Asparagales; Orchidaceae. Gene Ontology annotation, cellular component: membrane. Gene Ontology annotation, biological process: defense response.